Spathaspora passalidarum NRRL Y-27907 is the source of this 1545-nucleotide messenger RNA. RefSeq lists its product as uncharacterized. Bases 41 to 1120 code for a protein of 359 amino acids. The transcript has a single exon. The record is from RefSeq and is a predicted model, not a curated record. Lineage: Eukaryota; Fungi; Ascomycota; Pichiomycetes; Serinales; Debaryomycetaceae.
ACGUAUCAUUUUGUAUGUGUUACUUUGAUAUAGAGUGACUAUGAGUUCGUACUUGUCGAUCCUUGAGGAGGAGAUCACGCAUGUCCAAGAACUACUACAAUCAUUACCUUUCAAUGCAGAAAAAAGAACAAUCCCGUUUCUCGAGGUGUACAAAAUACCUUAUCAUGAGUUUAUAGAAUUAAAGAAUCAUCCAAAUAAAUUUCCAAUUGAUGGGAACAAGCUCCUUAAACUCGGAAUAUCGUUGGGUAACCUUUUAAAGACACUAGAGGCUGAAAAGGAGAAUUAUGAUCGUCAACAAACACAGCAACAAGUAUUUAUACAGAAUUUAAACAAAUCACGCGCGAACAAGCCCAAACCCACCACUGCAACUGCGAAUGGCCAAGAAUUUGACCCAUUUAAAGAGAGUUCUGAUUCAAAUGAUAAUUCACAAAUAAAACGACAGUCCGGCACCUCGGAUGUAAGUUCCAAUGCAAAUGCAGCCAUACAUCCUUAUCAAAUUCGAUUCAUGAUGAACCUUUUAAAUAUUCUAAAGAGCUUUGAUAUACGCGUGCCCAAUCCCUACAAACCGGAAACAACAUCUGUGGUCAGCCAUUUAUAUGGCGAUGGACCUACCAAAAGAGAUAGUCUACCAUCCAAUUAUUCUCCGGCAAAUAGAACACCCCCGCGUCCACGUCCCUCGUCAGCCUCAUCAGAAAUUUCUCGGCCGGACUCGGUGGUAACAUCCUCACCUAUAAAACUCAGUUCACGACAGCUAUCAAUCGAGAAAUUAGAAAUCAAUAUUAAUGUUGAUAACAUAUUUAUUUACAAAAUCUUGUUGAAGAUGAUUAGGGAGAUCUAUCUCCGAUUAAAGGAACAUUUCCAAACAAUUGAAUCCCAAGGUAUUGUUACUGAUACAAUUUCCAAGAAUGAUUCCGAUGAAAACUUUUCAAUAUUUUCCCUGAACUCAAAUAACUCUCAGGAGAAUUUACUCCCUGGUAACGAUGAAUAUCUACGUGUGUUUCAUCAAGUGAUGAGUCGAAUUUCUUAUGGAAUAUUGGAACCUUUUAUCCUUAUGAUUUACCACGAAUUGGCUGAAAAGAAAAUCCAGGAUUCUUUCACAGAUUUGAUUGAAAGUUUGUAGGAGCUUUUUUUAUAUAAGUUGUAGAUUAACUAGCUAUGGGGUAUACAAUAUAUAUAUUUAUUUAUUUACUACUCUUAUUUUUAUGCCUCUAUUUAAGAUAUAGACCUGCUAUAUUCCAACAUACCACCAUUUGGCAAACCUUCUCCAAACAAUUUUACUGAAUCUUCUUCCAAGCACCUUACCAAUCAAGGGGAAUAUGACAAAACUAACCAAUGCCUGGAUUUGUUGCAUGCUUUCUUCCCAUUGUUCUUGGGCCGUCAAUGAGUACUCCGACGAGUAGUAGGAUGACUCGGAGCUGUUGUCGUCAAUUUCAGAAUCAUUCUCAAUGUCUGAAUAUUCGUAGUUUACUAUGUCAGUAGCUUGUUCAAACGACAUUGUCUUGUGAUGUGUAUGGUGUGUUAUUCCUGUUUGCCUUCAAACUCCAC